Molecule: messenger RNA, 6188 nt
Organism: Entelurus aequoreus (snake pipefish)
Lineage: Eukaryota; Metazoa; Chordata; Actinopteri; Syngnathiformes; Syngnathidae
Gene: ehbp1l1a
Product: EH domain binding protein 1-like 1a
Exons: 16
Coding region: 176-6145 (1989 amino acids)
Molecular function (GO): protein binding
Source: RefSeq, a predicted model, not a curated record
CACAUGUACUUGCGUGUUUGCACAAAUUCCACUAAGCUUUGACAGUUGCGUGUAGGAAUCCUCUCAAUGUUCAUAAUCCAUGUGAACUUUGAUUGCACUGAGUCUAAUGUGCUCGUCAUUGCUUGUCUUGGAGCUUGUUGUGCUCUAAAAAUCAAGGAAUAACUGCACGCUGGGAAUGCUAUAUUGUAAUCCACUAAUCACAAUGAUUCCACCCUUCUAUUUUGACCGUAACCUAUAUUUUCUGAUCCUUAGAGAUGACAGUAGAGUUUUACUGCAGCCGGCUUGCCAAAUGGACAUUGAUGCAUCAAUAUUACCAUCCAGCCACAUGAGUAGUUGUGGACAGAAUAUGCAAGAAGAAUAUGCUCUAUGUGAGCAUCUAGCAAAACCAUCUACAGCCAACAGAAGAAUGGGAAUUAAUGAAGAAAUGGUUCAUCCACUUCCAUCUUUGUCUCACACUGAUGAAGUAGUGAUCCCUAAGUCCUUAAAGAAUGAUACAAAUCUGAUUCAAUCAGAUGUUGUUGAACAAAUGGAACUGACUCCAAAUGUUCCAUGUUUGAUGAAGACUGUGAUAGCGUACCAACAAGCCUUUCUCUUGGGGACUUAUCCCAAUACAACAGAGAUCCCCGGCAUGCCGUCAAAGCUUGGCUUUACGGACAAAGUGUGGCCAAUCAAAAAGUGGCAACGCUGGGCAAAAAUAUCUAAAAAGCAGGAUCAGGAAGUUUUCCAGCCAUAUGCAUACAAAGACAUUAAAAAGAAUAAGGAAAUGGUUUUACUGGUGCCAACUUGUCCUGCAGAGGCCAGACAUCCUGGAUUCCCAUAUGUAAAACAACAUGAAAGUAUUGUGGCUCUUUAUCCCUGUUGCCCAAGAGUUUCCUCUAUUGCUGGUACACCAUCUUUUUGUCAGGCCAAUGAUAGAUGUUGGUUAUCUCAGCCUAAGACACUUUUGGAGAAGACCACCAGGACUGUGAUGUUGAAAGAUUUUCCUAUCAAAGAUGUAAUUGAAUCCAUGGUAUUAUUAACCCAAGCUUGUCCAAAACAGGCUUGUAUUUUUGGGAUUCCAUCUGCUCUGACACCUACUAUAAUGUUUAGUGGCUUGAGUGAGGUCAACAUUCUUCCAUCCUGUGCAUCUACUUCCAGCGUGGCUGGUUGGCCGUCUUUGCUUACAGCCGACAGCAAAGACUGGGAUCCAAUAGGAAUAAGUCAUUCUUUAUGGAAGAGAGCACAUUUUUUGGAGUCUGGCUUAUUACAAGAGAAAAGCAACUUGCUCAAAUAUCUGAAAGGAGACAUUUCUCUUCUCCAGUGUUGCCCAAGAAAAUCCUGCAUCCCCGGUUUUCCUUCCGCGCAACAAGACACACUAACUGACUCCAACAUGGUUAGUCUUGCAAGAUCAUGCCCCAAAACAUCAGAAAUAGCAGGAUUUCCUUCAUUGGAUCAUCCAGAAGAAUGCAUAGUUAGCCGAGAGCAACUCUUUAAAGCAAGAAUGUGUGAAAAGCAGGUGCUGUUGAUGAGAAGCUUUCCCAUGGACAAGAUAAAUAUGAAAACAAUGUAUUUCCUUGUGCCAUCCUGUCCAAAAAAGGCAAAGACACCAGGAUUUCCCUCUCAUCCAAACCCACCAAAAGCAUAUUGUGCUCCCAAUAUGAUCAGCCUUUACACGCUGAGCUGUCAUGUUUCAAACAUAGCUGGAUUUGCAUCAGUGUAUGGAAGUGACAAUAACAGGUGGUUGAUUGAAAAGGUGGCACUGCCAAAGAGGGCACCCAGGAUGGCCCUAAUACGUGACAUAACAAAUGACUACAAGAAGCAAAUGAAAAGUAUGGUUUUCCUUGUACCUACCUGUCCUAAAGUAUCAUGUAUAACUGGCCUUCCAUCCAAUCCACAUACUAGUGUUGUGCAUUUUGGACCAAAUAUUGUUAACCUCAUUCCUCUGUGCCCACUAGUUUCCACCAUUCUUGGAUUCUCCUCAAUUGAAAAGAUAAAUGAAGAAAUAUGGGUCUUUGAGCAGGGUUCAUUGGUGCACAAACUGCAAAAGAAUAUGGUGUUAGAGAUUAACAGCUUGCCAGUUCACCUCGCUAAAGUCAACAACAUGUUUGCCCUUGCACCGUCUUGUCCCCAAGUUUCAAGGAUCCAAGGAUUUCCAUCAGUACCUCAAAGCAAAGCCAAUAUGAUCAGUUUGCGAGCUUGCUGCCCAAAGGCUUCAUGCGCGAAAGGAUUUGCAUCCAUCACUACAGGCCCAGUGACAAGGUGGGUGAAUGAAACCAAGCCCAUACUAAUCACAACUAACAGGGAAAAGGCAGAACACAUUUUUAAUCUUUCUGGACACAAAUACAGCCAGAACAACAAAGUGAGAAUGCUCACUUCGUGCCCUAAAAAGGCCAUAGUCCAUGGCUUUCCAUCUGCUCACAUAAUUAACAAAGCACCAGAUAUGGUGAGCUUAUACACAUUAGCGCCAUGCGUUUCUCGUGUCCCAGGAUUCCCAUCAGCUAGGAUGCUUAGCUUUGACGUUCGUACACAUAACCAUUCUUCCAUUUGGUUAGUGGAGCAGAAGAAUGAGAAGAAGAGGAUUACCAUUGCCAGUAAUGCAUCAGAAAGUCAUAAUUAUACACCAGAGGAAAUUAUGCAAAUGCUAUCACUAGCUUCAUCAAGUCCACAUCACACUAGAAUUCAUGGCUGUCCCAGUAACUGCAUCUUGGAUUCAACAUGGAGGGAAAGUGGAGAUGAAGAAAAUGAGUCAUACGAAGAAACCCAACGUGUUGCAUAUGAGGAAAGAUUCCGAGGCACUACAAGUCAAAGCAUGGGUUCAUUAUAUGCUAACGGCAUCACAAAAGGAGUAAAAACACAACAGAAACAAAUAGAUACAUCAGAGCCUGAGGGAAUCUCAGGCUGGGAAGUACUGGAGCUAGAAGGAACAUUGACUGGAAAACAGACAGAAUCUUCCUUAUCAGCCAGAGAGGAUGAUACUUCAGGAUUAGUACACGCUAUUGUGGGUGUUCUCCAUAAAGGUUAUGAAACCGUAGCGUCCAUGUUGGGGCCGUCCAGCUCUGCUGUGGAUGAAAGUCCUCUCCAACUGAAAGCUUUGACUGUGAUGCCUUCGCAUGAUGAUGUGUCACAACAGUGUUUUGUCGACACAAGAAGCAUGCAGGAGCUCGUUCCUGUUGAUAACCACUUUGAGGACUGUGGACCAUGUCCUUCUGCUGAGAAACCAUUACGAAAUGAAGUGGUUCCUCCAUCACCAAGUGCGCACAGUGAUGAUGGCUUUUUGAUGUGUGUAACUAUGAAUAAAUGGCCACCAUUGACUGAGGAAAACAUGGCUGGGAUGUCAGUGGAGGAUAGAAUUAAGAACAAUCAAUGUCCUACAAAUGACCACGACUUACCAGUGUCCACUGAAUGUCUGUUAGUCAGCCACCAGACUGCCAGUGAUCUUCCAACACUGUCCAAACUGGAUGUAGGCCCUCAAAAACCAAGUUGUGAUGAAAGCACCCUGCAUCCUUCAUUAAGUCCAUUAUUGGCUGGAAUUCUCAAAGACGCAACCUCAGAUGAUGAGAAUUUUUGUACAGUUAUUUCUCAGAUGAACACAACUGUGGAAGACAUUCAACAAAGAGAGUGUGAACUACAACGGCCAGAGCACAAGCAGAAAAUGGAUGGUCUGUCUGAGGUUGUUCAAACCCAGUCUUGUGCAAUAACAUCCACACCACCUGCCACAUACUUUUCUGUUUCUUCUGGUAGAAGCCUACAUGUAGAUUUGGCUGAAUGUGUCCAUCAACAACAAUUGGAUAUUGAAAGUCUUGACGGUAGUUUUCCUCAGAAAAGUGUCCCAAGCAAGCCUGUGAGAAGAAAAGACCGUGUCACCACUGAAACAGCUAACAAUGAAGCGCUUCCUACUACACCUGGAAACAUCAAACAAGGUUAUUGUGAAUCGGAUGUCCUACAGACAGACACAGAAAAGGAUGAGAUUACUCCAUCUGUCCAGGGUCAAGGGUCUUUCUCUUCCAAAAAAAAGAAACUUCAAUACGUCGCACCAAAACAAGAGCAGCUUUAUGUCAAGCAACAUGAGUCCUUCUCCAUUAUCAAAAUGAUUGGUCCUAAACAAAGUGGCAGGAAAUGUCAACCCAUCCCAAAGCCUCGUGCCAGGAAAUGUUUGAGUGGCUUUUUCUCAGAUGACAUCACAUUAGCAGAACAUGGAAAACCUCAGGCUACAGGAGAUGAAGCCUCUAAAUGGAAAGUGGAAGUGUCAGUGGUGCACUUGACGAAAAACAGACUACAAGAAGUAGACAGUACAUCAGGACCUUCAAUAUUUCCUAUACCAAAACCAAGGAUCAAGAAUCGUCUUAGUGCUUCAUUUUCAGAGGAGACGACACUUUCUUCCUUGUUCGACGCAGCCGCUGACAUCUCUGAAAGACAACUUGACCUAGACCAACACGACCAGUCAAGCUGUCCUGUUCCGCUGCCUCGAGCUAAAAAAUGCACACCGCCUGCAGAAACCUUCUGUCCCUCAUCAGCUUCUGAAGCCUCAACAAAGAAAGCAUGUGUAGUUGGAUCAACAUUGCAUGAUCCAAAAUAUGUGUUUAAAUUUAAAGAGGGGCGUGGAGAAGAAUACUCACAUACUGUCUCUGAUGUGGUCCAUGGCUGCAAGCCAAGCAUGAACAUCACUUCGUUGACCUCCUCUGAGGAUGACAUAUUGCACCAUAAAGACAGUGAGUCAGUUAAGUCCGAGAAAAAAGUGAAGACGGAAGACUUUGUGUCUGUACAUGCUGACAGGGACACUUUGCACUUAAGUGACAGCAAUGCCGAACAAAUAUCGACUCCAGCAAAACUUCAGGAUGGCUUGGCCCCUCCAGAAAAUGUUUCUGGCAGUCCAAGCUUGGUAAAAUCCAGUCAGUCUCUACUGGAGUGGUGCAAGUACAUCACUCAGGGUCACAAAGGGCUAAGGAUCACCAACUUCAGCACCUCGUGGAGGAAUGGUCUGGCUUUUUGUGCCAUUUUGCAUCACUUUCACCCUGACAAGAUUAAUUAUGAACUACUAGACCCAUAUGACAUCAAGCACAACAACAAAAAGGCAUUUGACGGUUUUGCUGAGCUCGGCAUUUCCAGAUUGAUGGAGCCAUCAGACAUGGUCAUGCUGCCAGUGCCUGAUCGUCUCAUUGUCAUGACGUACCUCAGCCAGAUUCACGCUCAUUUCAUGGGCCAGGAGCUUAGCGUGCUUCACAUUGACAAAGACGCCAGUGAGUCCAGCUAUGCACUAACUGCGGAGCGGGAAGGCCAAGAGGACACAGAAGCGACCGUACGCUACUGUGCCCAGAGGCUUCAGGAGGAGGGCAUCACUUUGGAGACCAACGACUCCACCAGCUCAACCGAAGAAGAUCAAAGCAACAUGGAUGUUCCUCCAACGCCCAGAAGCCAAUGCCCACAAGUGUUGUCUGGGGGCUGUGACUCCCCAUCACCCGUCGUACCGCCGAGGACUCACUUCCUGUCUAAGUCUACUUUCUCUCACGUUAAAGAUGCAGAUCUGCUCAGGAAACGCAGGUCUCAGAAGAGGAGCGCGUCUCAGGAGGACGCACACUCUUCAAUGGCUAUUGCUGAGCAAGAAGACAGUGAAGGCACUACAACAGAAAUGAUAGUGUCAAAAGUGGCUGAGGAGGGAAGGCCAGAAGGACAGGACCCCAGCCAGUAUGUUUUAAGUCAAAUGGAAGCCCUGGAAGCAGAACAAAACCACAUAGAUAGCAGAGCUGCAGUUGUGGAGAGGAGUCUCAGACAACUCAUGGACACAAGCAGUGACAAGGUGCAAGAGGAGCGACUUAUUCAAGAAUGGUUCACACUGGUCAACAAGAAGAAUGCAUUGAUAAGACGACAGGAUCAUCUGCAGCUGCUGCUGGAGGAACAUGAUUUGGAAAGAAGGUUUGAGCUGUUAACCAAAGAGCUGCGAGACAUAAUGGCCCUUGAAGAGUGGCAGAAGACAUUGGCCCACAAGCACAGGGAGCAGCUGCUGCUCCAGGAACUGGUGUCACUGGUCAACCAGAGAGACCAGCUGGUCCACAGUAUGGACGCCAAGGAGAGAGGUGCUCUUGAGGAAGACGAGCGCCUGGAACGAGGCCUGGAGCAGCGCAGGAGGAAGUACGCCCAGCAGCAGCAGGACAUGUGUGUGAUCCAGUGAUCUUUACAAAAGCCUUUGGGUGGGUCCAUGUGGCACUUUGCUG